UCUUGUUCCGUGUGUAAAAUGCGCGCCGUCUCGAUUAUGUGAAAGCAUUAUUUGAUAAUUAGGAUCCACGGUGUACAUGAAUUUACCGGUGUAGAAAAAAAUUGUGUCAAGCGAAAUUACGGUUGCGGAGAACGCUGAGAAGUACCUGAAUCAGACUCGACAAGUCUCAUGGAGAUCCCAAGCUUCGGGGCGGAGUAGAGGAUCAGUUGCUAAAAAUAUGCAGCAGUCUUGUUGGGCGUUAUGUUUACUGGCCGUUUUCAUGCUGGGACCCAACUCGAAAUUUGUUGGUGAAGCGUUUCAACCGGAGUUUGCGGAACCAAUCACAAACUUAACUGUGCCAGUCGGCCGAGAUGCCACUUUUAAAUGCCUAGUUCAAAAUCUAGGCGGAUACAGGGUUGGGUGGGUAAAAGCAGACACCAAAGCAAUACAAGCGAUACACAUUCACGUAAUAACAAACAACCACAGAGUGGGUGUGUCACACAACGGACUGACCGUCUGGAACCUUCACAUACGAAACGUUCAAGAGGAGGACCGCGGUCAAUACAUGUGCCAGAUAAACACAGACCCCAUGAAGAGCCAGAUGGGCUUUCUGGAUGUGGUGAUACCUCCCGACUUCGUUCCUGAAGAAACGUCAGGAGAUGUCAUGGUUCCUGAAGGUGGAACUGCUAAAGUGGUCUGUCGGGCCCGGGGCAUGCCAGAACCCAGGAUCAUGUGGAGGAGAGAAGAUGGAGCGGAUAUUGUCAUUAGGGACCCUCAUGGAGGAAAAACAAAAGUCCAGAUGUACGAGGAAGAAGUGUUGACUCUGACGAAGAUAUCGCGCUCCGACAUGGGCGCCUACUUGUGCAUCGCCAGCAAUGGGGUCCCGCCGUCCGUCAGCAAGCGGAUCCAGAUCAAAGUACACUUUCACCCCGUGAUACAAGUGCCAAACCAACUGGUGGGUGCUCCUCUCGGGACUGACGUCACCCUGGAGUGCUAUGUGGAAUCAUCACCGAAAUCCAUCAACUACUGGGUUAGAGACUCAAAUGAAAUGGUGAUAUCGUCAAGCAAGUACGAGGUGGUGAACACAGUGAUCAGCUCCUUUGAGAGCAGCAUGGCGCUGACCGUCAGGAAGCUGACUGCAGCUGACGUGGGUGGUUACCGCUGCGUUGCGAAGAACUCCCUGGGUGAAGUGGAUAGCAUAAUCAGGCUUUAUGAAAUUCCUGGCCCGACCGUAAGGAAUACAAGCCCUGCAAGCAAGAAGGAAGAUUACAAAUACUCCACACCCAUCGAGGGUCCUGACAACCAGUUUGGAUCUGCCGACAGGUCUGAUGAUGAAGACGAACUAGUUGUAGACGACGUGUCAUCAAAAACCCCGCACCUAUCGAAUGAAUAUAUUACAAAAAACAAAACACACAAUUAUCUGGCUACGAAUAUGGUCAAGGAACAGAAACUUAGCAAUAAGAUACGAAAAAUAUUCGACAUAAACGAAUUCGAAGGGGUUAACUCUUGUACAACAUUUUCUUCUUCACUGUCCUUCAACAGUUUAUUGGUAGCAUUCACAAUUUUACGUGCAGGUUUAACGUAGAUUAUACUAUUUAAUGUACAAAAUCGAUUCAACCCAUAUCGAAAUCUUUGACGUAAGUCCCACCGAUUGCAGAAACCACGGAGGGAACAAUCUAUGGUAUUGCUAUUAAAAUAAAGGAUAACUUUAUAACCAUGACUGUAGAUAGGUAAAUACACAAUUUGGCUUACACUAAACGCGUAAUAACUGAAUAUUUUCAAGGACCUAACCUGAAAAUUGAUAUUGAUGAAAGAGUUCCGACACGGCUCUUCGCAAAUUAAUACCAAAAUAGAUUGCUAUCGUAGCCAUUAAGUAUAUUAUUUCCAAUAUUAGAUCACAAUUUAAAAGGUAGCUGCUGUUAAAUUUUAGAUAAACUGUACAUUAUUAUUGUUAACCCAAAUAAAUAUUAAAUAUUUUUUCAUUAUAAAUAACUAGGAGUAAAAUAAAAUCAUAAAGGCAUGUGUAAUAGUUGUAAAUUAUUGUUGAAUGCUAUAAUGUAUGCUAUAUGAAAUAUAAUUAUAAAUUAUAAUAUAAAUUGUGAUAUUGAUAGUAUAAAACUUAUUGAUUGACUGAAAUAUGGCAAUAAUAAUCUGGUCGCAUUUCACACCAUAAGUACAUAAUGGUUUUGAUAAUUUUUUAACCAUACUUUUUAUCACUGAUUAAACAAUUUUCUAGAAAAAUGUGUUUUCUACCGAUACUUUUUCACUGAUAUUAUGACAAGCUGUUGUUAUAGGUACUUGCUACCGAUUUUUUGUGAAGUAGAAAGUAAUUUAGUACAACAUAAAACGUUAUGCUUUAUUAAUUUAAAUUAAAAUGAAGGAGGAAAAUGUACAGAACAAAUAAAGUGUAAUAAAAAUAUUGGAUAAAUCAAGUACUUCUUCUUUGUUUUAAAAAUUCAUUAACGCAACUUAAUUAAUUUGAAGUAGGCAACCGUAUUAAAGCCGUAAAUUGCUUAUAUUUUAUGUUUUAAUUGUUAUAAUUUAACUGAGUAAGUUAACAAUGUAUGUAAAGAUGUUUUUAAAUUGGAUUUAUUUGACGAAACUAUGAAAUGAAACUAAAGUUGAUUGACUAAUUUGGUUGAUAAUAUUAUUUUUAAUUUCAUUUCAAAUUGUUUUAUGUCAACUUAACUUAAAUUAAAUCAGCUAUCGAAUUUUCAUCUUAUUGGUUCCAAUAAGUUCAUAGUUACCUUAAGCAUUUUUAGUUUAAGUAACGUUAGAAAAAGAAUAUUUCCAUUAAUAGCUCUAAAAUCAACGUAUGGAUGACAAAAAGAUAAAAUAUAAUGUAAAUAAUGUAUUUGAUAUUCAUGAUUUACUGAGAGACAUUCCCUUUUCUGUAUUAUGUAUAAUAUCUCCUGAUA
Messenger RNA from Ostrinia nubilalis (European corn borer), 2897 nucleotides. Its product is annotated as lachesin-like. The record is from RefSeq and is a predicted model, not a curated record. Gene Ontology annotation, cellular component: neuron projection. NCBI's taxonomy places the organism in Eukaryota, Metazoa, Arthropoda, Insecta, Lepidoptera, Crambidae. The transcript is spliced from 9 exons. Bases 218 to 1564 code for a protein of 448 amino acids.